Plasmodium adleri (nom. inval.) is the source of this 1146-nucleotide messenger RNA. Its product is annotated as conserved Plasmodium protein, unknown function. NCBI's taxonomy places the organism in Eukaryota, Apicomplexa, Aconoidasida, Haemosporida, Plasmodiidae. The coding region runs from base 1 to 1146 and encodes 381 amino acids. The record is from RefSeq and is a predicted model, not a curated record. The transcript has a single exon.
AUGCCAUGGAAAAAAUAUUCAAGGGUUUUAUAUAAAACGAUGGGAAGAACAGGACUAAAAAAAAUACUUGUGAAAUAUAGAAGAACAAAAAAAAAUGUCAAAUUACUUUUUAACUUUGUUUAUAGAAACUACUACUUUAAUAAGAUUUUAAGGAAAUCAAUAAAAAACUUUAUUAAUUUAUAUGUUCAAUAUAUAUAUAAUGCUUUGGUAAAUUUUUAUCAUAAGUAUUGUAAUGCUAGUAAUAUAAAAUUAUAUAUUUAUCAAAUAUUCUUUAAUAAUAAAAUUGAAAAUAGAAGGAAAUUAAAGAAAAAAAAUCAAAUUAAGGAAGCAAAUUAUGAAGAUGUGAAUAACCAGAACAGCAAAAAAAAUAAAAAAUUAAUAAAAAGUAAUACAUGUAAAUCUAUAGAAGAUUUAUGUAGGAGUAAACCAAAUGAUCAUUAUAUUAUUACUUUGUAUAAUGGAACUCAUUUACAGAGUGAUCAUAUGAACUCUUUAGUUUCGAAAAAUAAAACAUUUAAAUGUAAAUCAAACGAUAGUACAACACAAUCAAGCGAUUAUAGCAGGAAUUAUGAGAAUAAUGAUGAAAUGAAUAGUAGUUCAUAUUUAGAAAAUGAAAUAUUAUCUUUUGAAACACUAGAAUAUGACGAAGAUGAAGCAGAUGAGAUUAUAAAAAAUUGUUAUCUAUAUAAUGGUUAUGUAGAUGCAAGUACUUAUAAAAAUUCUGACGAAUAUAAAUUUUUAAAGGAUCAUAUAAAAGCUGAAAAAAAUAGUUAUGUAAACAUAGAUAUUGAUAUGUCAUCACAAUGUUAUGAUGAACAGUUUGAAAAUGAUUAUGAAAAGGAACAAAUAGAUCAAAGUGAUAAGGAAAAUAAAAAUAUAUUAAGGAAAAGAAAGAAACCUAAACAAAAAAGAAUAUAUGAAAUAUAUAAUUCAGAAAUAACAAAUAAAGAAAAUAUGUAUUACGAAAAUUAUUUAAAUGAAAAUUAUACAUCUUCUUAUAAUUACACUAGCGAAGAUAGCAAUGAUUACAGUUGUAGUACAAUUACUGAUAAUGAAUUGGAAGAUAAUUUUAUUAUAGGUUUGUAUGGAAAUAAUUUUGGAUGCAAUUUUAAUAGUGAUAGUUGUGAUAAUAGUGAAAUUUCAUAA